UUCUGCAGUCCACUUUGGUACGUUCGACCGGGCAGUAGUACGACGUAAACGGUAACGGGUUCGCCGGACACCUCGGUUCCGGACAUUGUGUCGCGCGUUCGUUACGCUGAAGUGUGUGUGUGUGCGCGGGCUUGUUUUUUUCGGGGAUUUCGUCGUGGGAGAAGGUUCACGUUUUGCGAACUUUCUUCGCGACUAAUGGUUACGAGCCGCAGCUGGAAGUUCCUUCUCCUGUGCAAGUGUCGGCAGCCGCUAGUGGUGCUAGUGCUGAAUCGACGCAAGAACCGCUGCUGAACAAACCCUUUUGUGGUGUUGCGGUGCUCGCGAGUAACCUCGUGAUCGUGAUCUCCAUUGUGCGGUGAACAGCAGUCUGUUUUGGAGUGUUGGAUUAGUGCACCCUUUUGGUCUAGGUUUUGUUUUUGGGCAAGCUGGGCUAAUCAACAGAAAUAACAUCAACAUUAGAAGAAGGGAUCCCGAGCAAAAGCGAAAAAGUGAGUCAAAAGUGAGUGUGCAUUUGUGUGGGUCGAAUAACACAGUGAAGUUGAAGGUUUAAGUAAACGCGGUUGGGAAAGAGGAGAAGAAAAGUUAAAAAGCUGAAGAAAGAAGAAGAAGCGACAAUCAACAGUAAACCAAAAGUUUAGUGGCGAAAAAAAAAACCGAAUAAAAUAGGGGCACUCGCCAUAAAUACAACAUAUAAAAAAUAGUGAAGAGCAGAGUGCAGAAAAGAAAAAAAAACAUAGCGCCGCCACCAACCAAAAUCGCUAAAGUCCAAUUCCUAAGUUGAAAAAAAAGUGGUAAAGUGGAGAAGUGAAGAGAAGCGAAGAGAGCUUUCACACAGGUGAAGAAUUGGAUAUUGUGAAUCGACGUCGUUUUUUUUUCGCUUCAUACCUGCUGGCUUCCCCAUUAAGGUAUCCGUCAGAGGAAGAGACCGUCGUCAACGGAUGCCGCCGCCGCCGCCGUGUGCCGCAACGGCUAACUAAUAAGGUAAUUGUGAGGACUACAACAUUCAAGGAUCUUCAUCACUAAACAUAAAAAAAGAGACAUUCAACCUCGUUGCCAUUCACCUUCAAUGUGAGGCAUCCCUGAUGUAAGAAUAAAGCAAACGACAACAACGGUCACGAUUGAAGCCGCCGGAAAUUUAGCGUCAUCGAUAACACCGAACAAAACUAGAAAAAGAGAGGAUAAAAAGAGUGUCUAACAUCAAAAGGGAAAAAGUCAACCCAUCGUCAUGCCCCUCCGAAGGCACCACAGCUUGCCAAGGGCCCGCUGAGCUUUACCUAUACUUGGCUGUGUCCACCUCCACGACAACAUAACUCCGGGAAGGUGGAGCCCGUGGCCUGGCGGAAACUGUGACGACCAGUCCCCCGAAAAUCUAAAAUCCUGCGAAAACUCGAUGGGCAAACAACCCAGGAUGAUCCCACGUGGCAGCUAUGUUCAGAUGAGUUGUGCCACGUGUACCAGCCAGCGCGAGUGAAGAGUGAGUGCCACCGGGGAGCAAUAGAGGCAGCAGCAGAAAGAACAUUCCAAGUUGGGAAAAAAUCUCGAAAAAGCACAACAUAGGGUAUCCCAUUAGGAGAGGGAGCUUUUUUCUAAAAAAAAAAUAAGUGAACAGCAUAGAAAGGAUCUCAAGGGUGUGCGUGCAAGUCAGCAGACAAAUCAUCCGCCAUGCCAACGACAACGGUGAAAAACGAAGCCAACGAACAGCACAGCGAUAAUGAGGAGGAGGAACCAAAGGACAUGAAGAACGCCCACCUCAUCAUCAACGAGCUGCGAACGCGCUGCCGGAACCAGUCGGAGCAGAUAAUGUCCUGGAAGAAGGCUUACGCACUGCAGCAAGAGCAAAACCACCGACUGCAGAAGGAAAAGGCGGAGCAGCUGAACUACCUGACGAGCCAGCUGCUACUGCUGGAGUCCCGGAUCAUGCGCAAGCAGAAGCAGGUGUCGAACGUGCUGUACCAGCGCGAGUUGACCAUCUACCGGCAGCAGAAGAUCAUCGAGACGCUGUCGAGUCGGCUGAUCGACCACGGGAUCAUCGACGUGGUGAUGGAUCCGUCGAUGGGGCUGAGCAGCAACAACAACAGCAACGAUUUCGACUCGUUGAACGAUUCGGAUUCGGCGGUUGUGCUGGAGGACGUGGACUCGGACUGUAACAGUUCGAUUUAUUUUGGUGGUGGUGGGGGUAGCUUGAAGUCUCGGUGUGGGAACAAGAUGAACAACGAUGUGACGAUCGUGAGGUCGAUCUCGGACGCGAUCGAGACGAGUAACAUGAAGUAUAACAAUACGAGGCGGUCGAACUGCUUCUUGAGGAGGCCGGAAGUGCUGGAGACGGUUUACAGCGUGGAGGAGGAUCCGGAACCGCAGGGUUCCGGACAGGCGGACGCGGUAACGGAGAAGCGGGACAAGUUUAAGAACCGGACGGAGAAGUGCAUCUCGUCGGACAACUCGGACGAUGCCAAGGAUAGCCAAAGUACAACAACCACCACGACGAAGAUCAUGAGUACAACGAUGACGACGGUGAUCAUCACGAACACGAGUUGCGACGACUCGGGUGGGGACUGCGAGACUCCUCCCGGAGGUGGUGGGAGUGGCGGCGGCACCAGCAAUGGGUGCAGCAAGGCCGGUGCCGUGACGAACUUCAACCGGGUCAUGUCGAAUCACCGCUCGGUAACGAAGCCCAAGGACGUCAAAUACAAGCGCAUCAACAAGGCCAAAUCCAAGAGUCUGGAGGAGCUGCGCGGCCGGCUGAGGCACUGGGUCGAGCGGGGAAGCUGCAAUAUGAACCUGAACCUGGACGGAACGGCGAUGAACCACAUGGAGCUGCAGCUGCAGCAGCCCUCACCCCAGAACCUGGCCCAAAGCUACGCGUGACCUCAGCCAAAGCCCCACGUCCGGGGCAGCAUUUAAUGGUUAUUUAUUGUAGCGGGAUGGAACGCGAUCGCGCGGCUCCACCACUGUGGAAUGUGAUUUGAACUUUGACAGACAGCUUCCACCCAAAUGAAAUUAUAUUAACCGAGAGUUGGUGUCACAUCCUAACCGUAUAAACAUAUUUGCUUGAAUUGUAAAAACAAAGUGAUGUUUUAAACUUAUUUAUUCCUAACCUAAUUGUAACACAGAGAAAACACACAAAAAGUGAAAUCGCACCGGAAUUUAUCCAAGAAGGAACAAUCAACUUUUCUACUGUAGUGAGAAAGAGAGAGAGAAACAUCAUCAGAGAUUCUGACUGAGUCAGGUUACCUACAAAAUAAAUAAAAAAAAGUUUAGAUAUGAAAAACACAAUCAGAAUAGAUUGGUCAACAAAAAGAUGCAACCAAACAAGUAGCUUUUGUACACUGCACGAAAUCAAGAGUUUACACUUGUGAAAAGAAAUCAUAUUUUCCUAAAAUAUAAAGAUAUCGUACACAAAACAAAAAAAUAAUGAAUUCAGCAAUGCUGCUUGUUAGAACGCAGCUCAAGUGAUCUUUCCUCCCAAAGUGUGUAAUUUUUGUUUGCUUCCCGCAAGCGCUCAUUUUCCGAGAGUUUGGCAAACUGUGGAUAAUAAGUGAAACUACAAAACUUUAGCAACAAAGACAGAAGAAUCGUUCGAUUUGCUAGGCUAAGAGAAGAGACAAUGCAGCAUACUAGACUAGGUAAGAUUGUGAGCAACAAACAAAUGAAACAAACAAAAAAAA
Messenger RNA from Culex quinquefasciatus (southern house mosquito), 3665 nucleotides. RefSeq lists its product as uncharacterized. The transcript is spliced from 9 exons. The record is from RefSeq and is a predicted model, not a curated record. Lineage: Eukaryota; Metazoa; Arthropoda; Insecta; Diptera; Culicidae. The coding region runs from base 1663 to 2865 and encodes 400 amino acids.